AUGAAAGAAAUUGCCGAGGAUUAUUUGGGAGAAAAGGUCAAGAAUGCAGUAAUUACUGUGCCAGCCUAUUUUAACGAUGCUCAACGACAAGCCACUGUUGAUGCGGCAAUUAUUGCUGGAUUUGGUGAUCCCCAAGAUAUCAAAAAAGCCCGGGAAAUGAUUAAAAUUAUCAACGAGCCAACUGCCGCUGCCCUGGCUUAUGGAAUUGACAAAGACAAAGAUAAAAAAGUUCAAACAAUUGCGGUGUUCGACCUAGGGGGUGGAACUUUUGAUAUUUCCAUUGUCGAAAUUGAUGAGGGUGUUUUCGAAGUGAAAGCGACUGAUGGUAACACUUUUUUAGGGGGGGCUAAUUUUGAUGAAAAGAUUGUUGAAUGGUUAAUAGAAGAAUUUAAAAAGGAACACGGUGUUGAUUUACGAAAAGUAGGAGAUAAAAUGACUUUGCAACGUUUGAAAGAGGCGGCCGAAGAUGCUAAACAAAAACUUUCUACCAAUGCGGGGGAAAUUGAUAUUAAUCUUCCUUUUGUUUACAGUGAUGCUUCUGGUCCGAAGAAUCUUUCUACAAAACUUUCUCGUUCAAAAUUAGAGAACUUGGUUGAUGAACUUUUAGAAAAAUUGGUUUCGCCAUGCAAAGACUGUCUUGAACGUUCAAAAGUUAAAAAAAUUGAUAAAGUUAUUUUGGUAGGAGGGAUGACUAGAAUGCCUGCGGUGCAAAAAAAAGCAAAAGAGAUUUUUGGGAUAGAACCAUCUAAAUCAGCAGUUAAUCCCGAUGAAGCGGUAGCGAUAGGAGCGGCUAUUAAGGGUGGAGCGGCGAUGGGUGAUGUGAAAGAUAUACUUCUUUUGGAUGUUACUCCACUUUCUUUGGGUAUUGAAACCAAAGGUGGUAAUAAUCAAAUAAUAAUUCCACGCGGCACUACUAUUCCGGCUAAGAAAUCCGAAAUAUUUUCUACGGCAGCAGACAACCAAACUAGUGUGCUUAUUCAUGUUCUUCAAGGAGAAAGACCACAGGUUAGGGACAAUAAAUCAUUAGGUAUGUUUGAAUUAGGUGGUAUCGAGCCGGCUCCGAUGGGCGUUCCUCAAAUUGAAGUUACCUUUGAUAUUGAUUCCAAUGGUUUAGUCAAAGUUUCAGCCAAGGACAAAAGAACUGAUAAGGAGUCAAAUAUUACUAUCACGGCUGGCAGUGGUCUCAACAAAGAAGAGGUUGAAAAAAUGGUCAAAGAGGCUGAAAAAUAUAAAGACAAAGAUGAGGAAUAUGCUCGAAAUGCCAAAACUCUUAACCAAGCCGAGUCUUAUUGUUACAAUUUCGAAAAAAAGAUGAAAGAAUUUACAAAAAAUAAGAAUUUUAAGGAAGAUGAACCUCAAUUCCAAGCAUUUAAAAAAUUAUAUGAUGAAUUAAAGAAAAGUGCCGAAGAGGCAAAAGAGGAAAAAAACGAAGAAGUAAAGAAGCAAAAAUAUGCUGAGUUGGAAAAGAAAAUAGAAAAGAUUGAUGAGUUAAUAAAAUUAUCGAGCGAAUUAGAGCAAAAAUACCCCUCCGAAGAGGAACAACAAAAAAAUGGAAAAGAGGGCGUUCAGGAUGUUCAUCCUGAAUCAGAGGAUAAAAAAUAG
Molecule: messenger RNA, 1602 nt
Organism: Funneliformis geosporum
Lineage: Eukaryota; Fungi; Glomeromycota; Glomeromycetes; Glomerales; Glomeraceae
Source: the annotation of a GenBank genome assembly